This is a messenger RNA of Apus apus (common swift), 3365 nucleotides long. It is a transcript of the gene ZCCHC7, whose product is annotated as zinc finger CCHC-type containing 7. Gene Ontology annotation, molecular function: nucleic acid binding; zinc ion binding. The coding region runs from base 212 to 1918 and encodes 568 amino acids. NCBI's taxonomy places the organism in Eukaryota, Metazoa, Chordata, Aves, Apodiformes, Apodidae. The transcript has 11 exons. The record is from RefSeq and is a predicted model, not a curated record.
GCCGCCACUUCCUGCUCGGCGUGUCCCGGCGCGGCCGGCAGGAGUGGGUGUGGAAGAUAAAUUCCUGUGAUCUGCUGAAGCAGUGCCUGGCACACGCUGAGCAGGAGGAAGAGCCUUCAUCACUGUGUGGACCCAGGAGGAGGAGGAGCUGCUGUGUGAGCUGAGCUGGGCAGGACAGACCCAGGGCAGAUAUAGGUAUUGGCUUUCCAGGAUGUUUGUUGGAUACGAAGAUUCUGAGGACACAGAAGGGUAUGAAGAUGAACUUUACCAUGAGGAGUCAUCCAGUGAGGAGAGCAUUGACAGUGAGGUGGAAUUUCAUCUCUACAGCCAAAUCCACUAUUCCCAAAAUCUCGGAGAAAUCAGCACGCUGGAAGUGGAUGAGGAAGCUGAUGUUGCAGGAGUCACGGGUCACAGUUCAGUUCUGGCUGAGCAGCAGCACGAAGACAAGAAGGUGGCUGACCUGGCGGGCCAUGGUGACCCCGAGAUCAUUGUUCUGUCUGACACACCAGAUGAGGACAGUGUCUACAAAAGCAAAGCAAAGAAGUCAGCCAGCUCUUUAGCUCACAGUAAAAGACAUUCCCCUCCAGGAUCUUCCACACCAAAUCCUGCCAAAGCCACUGGAUGUCACACCCUGUAUCCGGCUGGAUCAGGCACAGGCGUUGCAAGGCAAAAGAAAAGUCCUAGUGGGAAGCUUAACCCAAUUAGUUCUGCUGGAGCUCAGGCCAUCCAAGACGUGCUGGUGAUCGAUGACAGCUCGGAGGAGGAGAGCUUGAUAUCUGAGAGUGAUCCUGUGGAGAGCUGGAUGCUGCUGGGAGCCGGGGCAGAUGACAGAGAUGAAGAUAUUAUGCUGAACCUGGAAGGCUGUGCAGCUCCUGCCAGCGAAGGAGAAGGUGACGUGGACUGGUCCAUCUCUAAUAAAGACUUAGAGGCACAGAUCUCCAACUAUGGCAGCGUGAGGCACAGCAGCGUGAGGUACUACACAGCAGACAAGAACGUCACCUGCAGGAACUGUGGCAGACCAGGUCACUUGUCCAAGAACUGUCCUGCUCCAAAGAAAGUUCCCCCUUGUUGCCUGUGUGCAGGAAGAGGGCACCUACAGAACAGCUGCCCAGCACGUUUCUGUUUGAACUGCUGUUUGCCUGGCCACUAUUUCAGGGAGUGUCUUGAGAGGGCCUACUGGAAUAAGCACUGCAAUCGCUGUGACAUGAAGGGCCAUUAUGCUGAUGCUUGCCCAGAAAUAUGGAGGCAGUAUCACCUAACAACCAAGCCAGGACCAAUCAAGGCGCGCGGUUCUCACCCCGAGCGCUCUGCUUUGGCCUACUGCUACAACUGCUCCCAGAAAGGACACUUCGGAUAUGAGUGCUCAGAAAAGCGGAUGCACGGGAGCAUGUUCCCAACUUCUCCUUUCAUCUACUACUACGAUGAUGAAUGUGAUAUCAAGAGAAGAGCAAACAGAUUAAAAAAAAAGGUUGCAGAAUUACAAGAAGCUGGCCUUCUGCCAGAGCUGUCAGAGACACUGUGGCAGGAAGAAAAACACGGGGGGCACAGCCAUAAGAAAAAGAGCAAGCCUUGGAAAGAGCACAGGAAGCACAGCAGAGAUGGUGAGCGCCACAAAAAGAUGAAGAUGUCCCGGGCAGAGAAACCCAGAGAAGAGAAACGCAGAAGUCAUGUUGGAAUGGGGCAGAAUUUGGAAGAGGACUUCUCCAGAGGGUGGAAAAGGCAGGUGUGCAAGGGCAGCAAAACUCGGCACAAAUCUCUUUUCCGGGCGUUCUCAGGGAGCAAGGCUGGGCAGGAGCCUCUGGAAGGUGCUAAAAGGAAGAAGAAAUGGAAAAAACAGAAAGACGCUUCUCCUGAUGUCAGUGAGAAUUUAUUCCUCAUAAAACAGAGAAGGAAGAAGUCCAAACAGAAAUCCUGGUGAGGAGGAGCUAGGCAGGCAGCACUGGCAAUUCCAGGCUCUGGCUCUGCCUUCUUUUAUUUUUGUCCCUCUUUUUAGCACACUGAGUUUGAGUCCGUCCCUGCAGUGUCACCACACAUCCCGUAUCCACCCCUGUCCCCGCAGGGAGGGCUCUGUCUGUGGGAACAGCCCGUGUGACAGGCAGGACUCGCUGGCUGCGCUCGGCAGCCCCCAGUGGGCUGUGGGGUCAUUUGCUUUGCUUGGGGGGGGGAGGAUGGGGCCACGCUGGGUGGGUUGGUUUUGUUGGGGCUGGCUCUGCUGCCAGGGGACACGGCGCCUUUGGAGCUGGUGCUGGAGAGACUCUCAGGUUUGGGGCAGCCAGGGCAGAGACCAGGGACGUGGGCACCGAGCACAUUCUUGUGGGCACUCAGUGUUCCCCGAGUGCCCCAGACACUCCACCCCGGGUCCCUGCCAGGGAGCAGCUGGGAAAGCAGCAGAGUUUACAGCUGGAAUUAUGUCCUUGUUCCUCUGGAUGUGGAAGGUGUUUUUGGAGAAAAGACAGCAGUGUGUGGAAAAUGCACAUGGUCCCUGGCAUCCUGUGCUGCAAUUUAAUAUUUUUUUAGACAGUUAUUUUUGUACACUGGAAUUAAUCAGUUGUGCUGUUAAAAGCUUUGUAAGAAUAAAUGCUUCAUCAAAGGAACAACCCAAAACAAACUUUACAUGGGGGAUACAAAAAAAGUGUAGGUUUGUUUACAUUUUCUUGCAUUACUGAGAAUAAUUAAAAACAUUGUCUGCUUCCCUAUCCUCAGCUGGAAGUAUUUCAGCUCUGGCAAGAGGUUUUCUGGUUCUGAAAAGGACUUUCUCUGUGCUCUGCUGAUUGAUGACCUCUGUGCCACACCUCUGCUGCUAAGCAGCUGAUGGCAACCAACAGCUCAGCUCCAUAAAGGCACGUGUCCCCUCUUCACUCUCACUGACAGGGGCUCUUUGGCUGGGGUUGUGGUUUGAAAUCAGAAAGUGUUUGCAACCUGUGCCAAUGCAAGGGUAUUUGAGGAGGGGAAAUGAGCACACUUGAAAAAACUCAGGACUGCCUUUCUGCCAGCAGUAUUCCUCACUGGUACUCCCCACAUUCAUCAGCUUUUUGUUUUGCAAAUUCUCCAGUGGUAACACUGGUAUUUUAGUGACUUUACCGCCUCAACUUAAGAGGUGUUUGGAGCAGAGCUCUGCCUACAUCAUAUAGGAACCUAAUGCCCAGUUUUGCUUUAAGUGUGUCUUCACUGGCAACUGAAACUUAUUUUUGCUUAACUGUGUCAUUUCUUGAUUGAAAAGUCCUGGUGAUAUGGAAAAGGUAAAUAAUGUUUAGCGCUAAUAAAAUUUUAAAACCAUACUAAUUCUGUUCCUGAAAAGACUUGCCUCUAAUAUUGGGACUCAUCUUUUCCUCUGUGCUGUGUUUUACAUCCUUCUUUAUUUAUGA